This is a messenger RNA of Colletotrichum destructivum, 1403 nucleotides long. RefSeq lists its product as uncharacterized. The coding region runs from base 175 to 840 and encodes 221 amino acids. Lineage: Eukaryota; Fungi; Ascomycota; Sordariomycetes; Glomerellales; Glomerellaceae. The record is from RefSeq and is a predicted model, not a curated record. The transcript is spliced from 2 exons.
CCGUUGCGUGCUCUCUUCACCUCAGGUCGCAGCCGCCGAGCCACUAGUGAAGGGCAAUUGCGUCUCGUUUGCACCACAACUCCUUAGUGCGAUGCAACACCGAGACUACGAACCGCAUGAUCAGCGGCGCAAAAUAGAGUCAACGGCUGGCACACAGUUGACCUACCACGAAUCAUGGUCGAGCGACAGAUCCCCCCAACGAAGACGACGCAACUGGUCACGCCUCAGCAACCCGUCCAAACGCAGCUGGUGUGCAAGAACGAGAUCACCGAUUGUGACGUUAACACCAAAGCUGAAUUGCCAGGCACUGUCGAGGUCCCCGUGAAGCCCUUGUGUGCCGCCGGUACGCCUGUGGUCCAUUCGAAACCACCCGUCACCGAGACCGAGAGAGCUGCUGCCGACUCCGCCAGCCCGCGUCCUGGUCUUCUUGCGUUGGUCAAGACCUUCUUUUGGAAGAUCAAAGACAGCCUGGCUGACAUUCAUCAUGGCUCUGCCGCCAUGACGCUAUCCGCCCAGCCCAACGUGACCAGUCCUAGCCAGGGUCCGCAGUCCAAGCACGACAACGCGAUUCUUGGCAUGGCAAAAACGGCAGUCGACUCCUCAUGCGUUGCUACACGCGCUCAUGUUGACGCAACGACUUUCGCUGAUCAGCCGCAGGAGCGUCGUGUUCUUGAUCAAGCAAGCGUGCCUGUCAAGCUUAUCAAAGAAGAUACGCCAGCGACUGCUCGAGAGCCGCAUCUGCGUUUGGCGGUCACCACAAGCCUCGAAUAUCACGAACAGAAGCUCAGGUGGCAGUCUGUCCAGCAUGACUGUUUUGCAAUGAUGGAAGGUAUGGUGUGAAAAGAAGAAGAGGUAUGAUGACGAGGUGUCGAGGGACUGCUGGUCGUUGUCGACCACGUCCUGCUUAUAUAUAUGUAUACUGUCUUUGGGAGCACGUGGGGACAUGUGGUGCAUCAGGUUUCGUGGGCCCAUGUCGAGCAAUACAGGCAUAUCAAUUCAAUCUAUCACUUUGCUACCAUGUCAAUGCUGCGAAAUCCUUGCUACUUGGUCACCGAGAAUCAGCACCCCAUUGAGUGUCUGCGGUUACAUGGAGGCCUCAUCGCCAGUAGGCUCGGCGUCCAAAAUGCCCUGUCUUUGCAUACGGAGGGGCAUGUGCACAUGAUAGGUCGAUCCUCGUCUCCAUUUCUAGUAAUCUACAUGGACAGGUGCCUGGAGCCGGUCGUAUGGCAGAUGUCCCCAUCCUCCCGAGCUCGGCUCGAUUGUGUCUUGGUUAAUAGUUGACGAGAUUGGCCAUGUCUCCCAGUUCCAGGUCAUCCGUCUCCAAGCCCUCCGGCACAACUGAUGCUCCAGCUGACUCGAGUAUCUUGAGGUAAUCUUCCAUCCUAGCAGACAAAUGGCCGAUU